GAUGUAUGACACAAAUCACCACAAUUAGAGGAUUAUUAAACCUUGCAAGUCAGAAACUUCGUACUUUAGACUCGUAGGGCUAUUAUACUGACUAUAAAAAGAGAGAAAACCAUCAACCCUUCAAGUAUAGCAGCAAAUCAACGACUUCAAUCUCCAACUCGGAGUUAGAAAGAAGACAUUUACAGCAGUACCUUAACUGUGAUCACCAUCUUCAAUAAUGGCUCUUAGAACUUCUUGUGGCUGUACUCUCUCCUUGCAGCAGCUGCAGUCAAUGCUGGCAUCGGAGAUUGUGCCACUCUUCUCCCACCCACGUGUCCCAAACUGACUUCUCCACGAUUUGGGGAGGAUGGAUAACAGUUUGGUAAACGAAGGGAACAUGGAAGUGGCCACCUUCAACUGUUUCAAAGGCUACCGUCUCAAUGGACCCUCAACUAUUUACUAUGAAGAAGGUUAUUGGAGUGAAGAAUUUGUACCAGAGUGCAAACCUGUUGACUGUGGUGCACCAGAGGCUCCACUGAACGGCAUUGUCGAGUUCAAGGACACUCACUUCAUGGCUACUGCUCACUACAAGUGUGACGCCUGCCAUAUUAGGAAUGGCUACGAGCAGAGGAACUGCAAACCCAGCGGACUGUGGUCGAAAUCCGUGCCAGAGUGUGUGCUUAUGAAUGAUAUACUCCGGUGUGCUCAGUACUUGACCUUGAGGUACCUGAACAAGGGUUUGUUCCUCAAGAUAGUGACAUGAUCCAGAGGAGGUACGACAUCUGCGUGUCAUCCGCAUGUCUUUAACACACACAUUCCGAACUUUGACCUAAGGAAUGUGCGUGUUA
Halichondria panicea is the source of this 827-nucleotide messenger RNA. Its product is annotated as E-selectin-like. The transcript has 4 exons. The coding region runs from base 347 to 742 and encodes 131 amino acids. NCBI's taxonomy places the organism in Eukaryota, Metazoa, Porifera, Demospongiae, Suberitida, Halichondriidae. The record is from RefSeq and is a predicted model, not a curated record.